AUGGGCCACCCCACCAGGCGCCCCACAGGGACACCCCGCAGCCUUCGAACAGCCCCUCGCCCGCCCCAUGACGGCGCGAGGUGCUGCCCUUGGGCCGCGUCUCCACCAGUGACGCCCAGUGUGCAAUGGGCGAUAGUUCAUGAAGAACGACCGCCCACUGGAGCAAGCCUGGUGGUAAAUGCCUGGGUGCAAUGGGUUAAAAAGAUAGAUAUGGCAUAUCGAAAUGUUAUUCAGCUUCACAUCGUCAAUCAAUUAGAAAAUUGUUUGGAAUACAAUGAGAGGCCGCGAUUCCAAAUAAAUGAUGAUCUAUUUCAAAUCUCAGAACAAUUCGUUAAACUCUUUCGAUUAAAAAAAGAUACUACAAUCAGACUGAUAAAUAUUGUAGAAGAACAUUCAGCAGUACCAUCACGAAUUUCAGCUUUGAAUGUUACUGUACAGGUUUUAACUGCAUUACGUUUUUAUGCGUCUGAUAGCUAUCAAAAUUGCGUUGGAAGUAAUGUUUAUAUGUGUAUCAGUCAAACAUCAGUCAGCCGAUGUAUUCAUAAUGUUAUAAAUAUUCUGAACUUACCAGAAGUAUUUAACACAUACGGGCCUUUAGCCUUGAAGCCAAACGCAUUUCCUACCACAUGCUAUCGCAUGCCUACUACAUAG
Trachymyrmex cornetzi is the source of this 651-nucleotide messenger RNA. RefSeq lists its product as uncharacterized. The transcript has 4 exons. The record is from RefSeq and is a predicted model, not a curated record. Bases 1 to 651 code for a protein of 216 amino acids. Lineage: Eukaryota; Metazoa; Arthropoda; Insecta; Hymenoptera; Formicidae.